Selaginella moellendorffii is the source of this 3730-nucleotide messenger RNA. RefSeq lists its product as uncharacterized. Gene Ontology annotation, molecular function: DNA-binding transcription factor activity; DNA binding. NCBI's taxonomy places the organism in Eukaryota, Viridiplantae, Streptophyta, Lycopodiopsida, Selaginellales, Selaginellaceae. Gene Ontology annotation, biological process: regulation of DNA-templated transcription. The record is from RefSeq and is a predicted model, not a curated record. The transcript has 10 exons. The coding region runs from base 1382 to 3541 and encodes 719 amino acids.
UUUCGUUCUUCCUGUGCUGCUCUCGCUGUCUUGCGAUAGUCGCCGAGCUAAAAGCGCGCGAUCGCAGUGGCCCAGCGCAGAGAUUAGCAGCGGCAGUAGCAGCGCCAGCGAUCCAGACUCCAGAGGCAGCGAUCAGAGUGAGAGCGAGAGAGAGAGGGAGGAGCGAGCGAGUGAGCGAGAGCGAUGAAGUGUGUGAAUGAGGGCAGUACGCACGUCGCGGAUUCGCCAGGGGGGAGGAGCUGCGAGAAGAACAAGGGAGGAGGAAGAUCAAGAGGAGGGCUUUCUUUCUGGCAUUCAAAGAUGUGAUCUUUCUACAGGUGAAAAUCACUGCUUGUGACGCUCAUCACUCCCAUUUUCUUCCAAAUCUCUCUUUUCUUUCCUUCUUCUUCCCUUUGUCCCUCCUUCGCUUCUGCUGCAAACAACAACGCCAUCCUUGCUUGUCCCAGCCUUUGCCGGAGGCUUGUCCGAGCUUCUUAAUUUGGUUUGCGUUGUUGACCCAAUCAAUCCAUCCGUCACCCUUGCUCUUCCCAUUUUUUCUCGUCUCGCCAUCGAUCAAUCAAUGCCAUACUGGGUGAUCAGAUAGAUGCAUAGAUUUAAGCUUUGCCACUUAUGGGAUCACCGACGAAAUAUCAGCUUUUCCUUUUCUUCUUUCCACUCCGGCUUUGGCGAGCUGCCUGUCAAUUGAUCUAACGUUGGCCACUGCUGCUGUGCUCCAAGGAUUCCAUUCCAUCACUGUUAUGAGCUGAGCUGAGGAUUGGAGCCAGCAUUCUUUUCUCUCGCUCUCUUUUCUCCGUUCUUCCAUCAUUUCCUUCCACACUGCUGCUCGACAACUUGUCACGGCUUCCUUGGCUUCUCGAGUGUUCCGUUCUGCGGCACUCCAGCGCGUUUGUCGAUUUGUCCAUAACCUCCGAGCCCAGACUCCAUCCAUAGCUAUACAAAAAGCUUCCACUUUCUUUGAUCAUCUCUCCAUUUCUUUCUCGAGAGCUUCCAUCUUUUCCCUCGGCCAGUUGCGAACAACUAAGGCAGCUAGCAGACAAAUGUGGAAGCUUUAAGGAUUGACAAGGGCCUAUCUGGUUUUUCUGGUUUUGUACAACAAUCCAUCGCUCCCACAGCAAAGAAAUGCCGAAUUCUCCUCCUCCUCCUCCAAACAUCUUCCAACAGUCCUUCCAGCCAAACCAGCGAAUGGGAUUCUUGAGAGUACUGCUGGGACUGGGACAGUGGUAGCGAAAGUUUUCUCCAUUUCCUAUCUUUAUAAUCUCUCUGGCUAUGGAGGACAGGAUGAUGGAGAGAUAGCCUCGUCGAGAAGCAGCAUAAAAGUGAAAAAAAAGAGACAAGAAACCUUUGAGAAACGAGAUCCUAGGAAGGAGUUCUAAGGAAGAAGAUGAUGUUGGACCUUAACGAGGCACCGCUGCUAGCGCUUGGAAGUGGCGGUGGUGGCGGUGGUGGCGGCGGUGCCAGUGGUGGAGCGGAAGCUCCUCUCGCUGCCUCGAACGAUGGAAAGCAACAGCAACUCCUCGGUAGCAGUAGCGUGAUAACUCCGCGAGCUGGGAAUCAAGGCGACAGUAGUUUGUCCACCAGGCGGCCAAGAGCUUCUUCGUCUCCAGGAUCAUCCGUGGAUGUCACGAUUGGCCUCGCGGCUGGAUCAGCAGUAGCAGCAGCAGCAAAUCUUCCACUAUCCAGUGCUUGCGAUCAAGUGGAGACCUCGCAAGUCAAUUCCGGUACGUCGAGCUCCGCGGUGGUGACGGUGGCCACAACGGGGGGCGGCGGAGGAGGAGGAGCUCGGCUGGAGCUCCGUGCCGGCGCAGCCACGGAGUCCGGCAGCUCCGAGGAUUUCGAGGAGGCGUCCAGCAAAGCAGUGGAUCCGGAGCUGGAGGUGUUCGAGGAGAUCGAUGGCGCAGUGAAGCGACAAAGAACCGCGGUUUUGUUCUUCGAGUCGAGAACCACUGCUGGCGGUGGUGGCGAGAGUGGUGGCGGCGGUGGCGGCGGCGGCUCCGCUGUGGAGCGGAAUUGCGCUAUAUUCGUGUCGUCUCCCUCGGAAUCCAGCGAUGAGAGCUGCAAGAUCCUGGGAGUUGGAGGUCACGCUGGAAGUGACGCUACUCUCAUCGGUGUUAGCGAUGGAUUCCAAUGCAAGGACAAGGCGGCGCUCAUCACACGCCAGCUCUUUCCACUCGAGUCGUCGACGUCUCCUUCGACACACGCCGCCGCCACCACGGCGGCGACGCCGACUGGAGCAGCGAGUGUCUAUGGAUUCGGCGCUGGGAGAUCCUCCCCGUGGAUGGGAUUGGAGUUCCAUCAGCGAGCUUCGUCCGAGACCUCCGGACGACUGAGCGAUGUGUGUCAACCGCCAAAGAAGAGCCGGCGUGGCCCGAGAUCGCGCAGCUCCCAGUAUCGCGGAGUGACGUUCUACCGGAGAACUGGGCGAUGGGAGUCUCAUAUCUGGGAUUGCGGAAAGCAAGUGUACUUAGGUGGUUUUGAUACAGCUCACUCAGCUGCCAGAGCCUAUGACAAAGCUGCUAUCAAAUUCCGAGGACUGGAUGCUGACAUAAAUUUCAGCCUGAGUGAUUACGAAGAUGAUAUCAGACAGAUGGCACACCUCUCGAAGGAGGAAUUCAUUCACAUCCUGCGUCGUCAAAGCACCGGCUUCUCGCGAGGGAGCUCGAAGUUCAGGGGCGUAACACUUCACAAAUGCGGCCGCUGGGAGGCGAGAAUGGGACAAUUCCUCGGGAAGAAUACGUUUUCCUUCUUUCAAAGGUACAUAUACCUGGGACUCUUCGACAGCGAGGUUGAAGCUGCAAGGGCAUACGAUCGAGCCGCGAUUCGGUGCAAUGGAAGGGACGCUGUGACGAACUUCGAUCCCAGCUCGUAUGAGAAGGAGGGUCAUACGGAAGGAAGCGGCGUGAGCAGUGAGAGCUUACAGCUUGAUCUUGGGAUCUCGCUCUCAAGCCCGUCUGAUCAAAGGCCAGCAGUCGAGGGAGGAUCAGACGCUUGGAAGCGAGUGAACUCCUCGGAGACUGGAUUGAACUGGCCGGCGGCCGAAGCUCCUUAUCGCGGCAGCAUAGAUUCAACGUAUCCUUCAUCGCAUCUCGGCCAUCUCCACGAUUCCUCCACGAGCAAGGAUCAUCACCAAGUUACAUACAGGCUCGAGGACCGGAAUCGCUUGUUCUCACCCCUGCAAGAACACCAUCUUCCCCAGCAGCAGCAGGAGCAGAAUCACACUCACCACCUCCACCACCAACACCAGCAGCAUCUAAGUUGGAACUUACAUCCGGAUCACCACUCGGCCCUCCGGAGCUACAGCGCUCCCGGACCCGGAUUGUCAGCUCCGACUCCAGCUCUAGCUCCAGCUCCAGGCCAUAGUUUUGUAGCUCCAUCAGUGGCAUUUGGAAGCUCGCAGCAGCACCAGUGGAUCGGUGGCCACCCCGCGGGAUCGUUCGCCGCCACUCCAGUGUUCCACCACCACCACCACUUUCAGGUAUGCAGUGUAGAGUUUCCCCGCGAAGUUAACCAUUCGUUGGCGUUAGGCCACACAGCAACCGGGUGAUCUUGCCAACAAUACCCACAGAACCUUGUACCAUAGCUCAUAGGAACACUGAGUUUUGCGUGUAGUAGUCUAAGUGUGAGUGUGUGGUUUUGUUUUGCAAUAAGCAAAGGUGGUGGGGGCAUCUAACAGAAUAUCCGAGCCAUUGACUUUGACCAAGACCGACUUUAACUAUUUUGACCUUUGACCCAA